CAGUCUCUGCACCCUGCAGUUUGGUUUCUGUCGGACUCGGUGAGACACAAUCCACAGAAAGGGACAGCAAUGAGGAAAUCGGCAGUGUUUGUGCUUCUGCUGCUGGCCGCGGCGAUGAAGAUGAAUGCUGCCGCAGACACGAGCAGUGGAUCUGGGUCAGAAAAUCCAGGGCAGCAGACCAAAGAAGCUGAAGCCAUGGACUCCGCUCCACCGACACGCACUGAUUCUUCAGCUUUUUUAGGUCACUUGCUGGUGGUGCCAAUGGAUGGGAGUCACUGGGUGGGCGUAAAGGCCAUCGCCGAGGAAAUGGGUCGGCGGGGGCACAGGGUCACUGUGGUAAUCCCGGAGGUCAACAUGCGAAUGGGCCCCGGAAAACAUUACCACACCUUGAUCCAUCCGGUUCCUUUUGACCAGGCUCAUUUAGACAAUGUGAUGUCUGAAAACAAAGACAUUUUGGAAAAGUCACCUCCUUCAUUCUUGGAAAAAGUAAAGAAAGGAUACUCACAUUUCCAGAGAAUUUCAAAUAUAAUCCACACCACUGCAGAGGGCCUGCUGUUCAAUGAAAGCAUAAUCUCACAUCUGGCACAGCAGGACUUCGAUGCUGUACUGACCGACCCCAUGGUGCCUACAGGCUCAUUAGUUGCCCGCAAAUUAGGUCUUCCCACCAUUAAUUUGCUGAGGGGUAUUCCCUGCUCCAUGGAUAUGAUGGCUGCAGGCUGCCCGUUCCCACCCUCAUAUGUGCCUCGGUUUUUUACUGGAUACACAGACAAAAUGACCUUCAAGGAGAGAGUCAUCAACUCUUUGGUCGCUUUAAUGGAACCUCUGAUGUGCAAAUUUCUCUUCUGGCGCUUUGAUCAAAUCGCCGCCCAGUUUUUAGGAGAGGAUGUGGGCAUAAGACAAGUGCUAUCAGAGUCUGAUAUCUGGCUGCUUAGGAUUGACUUCACCCUGGAGUUCCCUCGUCCCCUCAUGCCUAAUAUAAUAACAGUUGGUGGAAUCAACUGUCAUGUCCUAAAGCCUCUUCCUGAUGAGUUGGAGUCGUGGGUAUCGGGAGAGCAUGGCUUUGUGGUUUUUACUCUGGGAAGCAUGUUGUCUGAGCUACCACAACAGACUACAUCUGUCUUCGUAGAGGCCUUCAGACAGAUUCCACAGAAGGUCAUAUGGAGGUACACUGGACCGAUUCCUGAAAAUCUACCAGAGAAUGUGAAAAUGAUGAGUUGGGUGCCUCAGAAUGACCUACUAGCGCAUCCUGGAGCUCGGGCUUUCAUCACUCAUGCUGGCUCACAUGGUCUGUUUGAGGGGCUGUGUCACGCGGUCCCAAUGCUGAUGGUGCCAGUUACCGGGGACCAGCCUGACAACGCCCACAAGAUGGCAAGCAGGGGUGUGGGAGCUAUUUUGAAUAUCAUGUCCGUGACGACAGAAGACAUCGUUGAAAGACUGAACGAGAUCAUCAACAACACCAGGUACAAAGAGAACAUACAGAGGCUGUCCGCUAUUCAUACAGACCGGCCUGUUGAUCCACUCACCCUCUCAGUGUUCUGGACAGAAUUUGUGAUGCGACAUAAAGGAGCAAAGCACCUCAGGGCAGCUGUUCACGACCUCAACUGGUUUCAGUACUAUUGUUUGGAUGUAGCAGCACUGCUGGCCACUGUAGUGGUGGUUUUAGUGAUACUGACAGUAAAAUGUAUGAAACUAUGCUUCAGAAAACUGAGCAGAAAAAGGAAGCAGGAAUAGAAUGUUUGUUUUUCAUCUUGAUCUUUGUACGGGGGGAAAAAAUAUAAUCACAACCUUGAAAAAAUGAGGAUGUCAGAAAAUCAAGUGGCAUGGUGAGCAAAUAAACUUUUAAUACACUGAAAA
Molecule: messenger RNA, 1854 nt
Organism: Salarias fasciatus (jewelled blenny)
Lineage: Eukaryota; Metazoa; Chordata; Actinopteri; Blenniiformes; Blenniidae
Product: UDP-glucuronosyltransferase 1-1-like
Exons: 9
Coding region: 70-1731 (553 amino acids)
Molecular function (GO): UDP-glycosyltransferase activity
Source: RefSeq, a predicted model, not a curated record